Messenger RNA from Nannospalax galili (Upper Galilee mountains blind mole rat), 1503 nucleotides. It is a transcript of the gene Eci2, whose product is annotated as enoyl-CoA delta isomerase 2. Lineage: Eukaryota; Metazoa; Chordata; Mammalia; Rodentia; Spalacidae. The record is from RefSeq and is a predicted model, not a curated record. The coding region runs from base 284 to 1360 and encodes 358 amino acids. The transcript has 10 exons. Gene Ontology annotation, molecular function: fatty-acyl-CoA binding.
GGAGCCUCGGCGGCCCGGCCGGAGUAGCCCGGGGGUCUCCCGCCCGCCCUGCCCUGCUGUCUGGGCUGGCUAGCUGGAGCAGCAGCUCGUUUGGUUUUCCAGCGAGAGAGCUCUAAAGAGUGACCUCAGUGUCCUUCCUCCGCCGAGUCCGGAAGGGUAAGGAUGGACGCAUCCCCGGGCCUCGCUCCGGUGACCUCCGCCGGCCUGAAGCCCGCACCGCGCUUUGCGUCUCCAGCAGGUUGCUAGUCUUCCAGUGGCUGGGUUGCACUUGGGCCAACCAACAAUGGAAGCCAGUCAGAAAGACUUUGAAAAUGCAAUGAAUCAAGUGAAACUCUUGAAGAAGGAUCCUGGAAACGAAGUAAAGCUAAAACUCUAUGCAUUGUAUAAGCAGGCCACAGAAGGACCUUGUAAUAUGCCCAAACCAGGUGUGUUUGACUUCAUCAACAAAGCCAAGUGGGAUGCAUGGAAUGCCCUUGGCAGCCUGCCCAAGGAAACUGCCAGGCAGAACUAUGUGGAUCUGGUGUCCAGUUUGAGUCCUUCAUCUGAAGCCUCUAGCCAGGGAGAGCCUGGAGUCCAUGAGAAAGUCCCAGAGUCUGAGGGGAUCGUGGUGACCUCUGAAGAUGGCAUCACAAAGAUCACAUUUAAUCGACCCACCAAGAAAAAUGCCAUAACCUUUCAGAUGUAUAACCAGAUUAUAGAAGCACUUAAGACUGCAAGCACAGAUAACUCAGCCAUAACUGUUUUUACAGGAAAUGGUGACUACUACAGUAGUGGAAAUGACCUAACCAACUUCACUAGCGCCGCUGGUGGAAUGGAGGAGGCAGCUAAAACUGGCGCUGUUGUACUGAGGAAUUUUGUAAACAGUUUUAUAGACUUUCCCAAGCCUCUGAUUGCAGUGGUAAAUGGCCCAGCUGUGGGAAUCUCUGUCACUCUUCUGGGGAUGUUUGAUGCUGUCUAUGCAUCAGACAAGGCAACAUUUCAUACUCCAUUCAGUAGCCUUGGCCAGACCCCAGAAGCAUGCUCUUCUUACACAUUUCCGAAGAUAAUGGGUCCAGCCAAGGCAACUGAGAUGCUUAUUUUUGGAAAGAAGUUAACAGCAAAAGAAGCCUGGGCUCAAGGUCUUGUUACUGAAGUUUUUCCUGAGAGCACGUUCCAGCAGGAAGUCUGGACCAAGCUAAAAAGAUAUGCAAAGCUCCCGCCAAAUGCCAUGAGAAUUUCCAAGGAGUUAAUCAGAAAAAGUGAGAAAGAAAAGCUAUAUGCGGUGAAUGCUGAGGAGUGCACCACCCUCCAGUCAAAGUGGCUGACAGAGGAAUGCAUCAAUGCAAUCAUGAGCUUCGUGUCCAGAAAAGCAAAGCUGUGACGACCACUGCAGCAGUUGCUUGCAGAGGGAAGUGACCGCCACAGGCUCACUGCGCCUUUUUCAUGACUAAUGUAACAAUUAUGGUGAGAAUGUUUCCCAGCCCUGAGGAGUAAUAAAAUAAAAUAAGAAAAAAACUUUUUAAA